Messenger RNA from Meleagris gallopavo (turkey), 820 nucleotides. The record is from RefSeq and is a predicted model, not a curated record. NCBI's taxonomy places the organism in Eukaryota, Metazoa, Chordata, Aves, Galliformes, Phasianidae.
UAAAACUGUACUUUCUUUCUAUUAAUAGGAAUUUAAAUUCAUGGUUCAGUCACGUUCCCCAUCUGUGUCACCUAGUAAGCAGCCUGCUUCAGCAAUUUCAGCGACGGUAACUUUAUUUGAGCAGUACUGUAAUGGAGGAAACCCAUUUGAAAUUCAGGCUGACAGCAAAGAUGAUGAGACAGAGGAUGUGUUAGCUUCCAAUGGGUAUGAAUCUGAUGAACAAGAAAAAAGUGCCUAUCAAGAGUAUGAUAGUGACAGCGAUGUUCCUGAAGAGUUGAAAAGAGACUAUGUAGAUGAGCAGACAGGAGAUGCCCCAAUGAAGAGUGUUUCUCGAGAAACUCUGAGGAGCAAAAAGAAAUCGGAUUAUAGCCUCAAUAAAGGGAAUGCACCUAUCCUGACAAACACUACACUCAAUGUAGUAAGGCUUGUUGGGAAGUAUAUGCAGAUGAUGAACAUUCUCAAGCCAAUUGCAUUUGAUGUCAUCCACUUCAUGUCCCAGCUCUUCGACUACUAUCUGUAUGCAGUCUAUACAUUUUUUGGCCGAAAUGACACGUUUGAAUUGACAGGAUUGGGCCUCAGUAGUAGCAGAUUACGCACCACACUGAACAGAAUCCAGGAGAGCCUCAUCGAUCUAGUAAGUAUCUGGAUUUGGAGUGUGAAAUGGGGGGCUGUGUCAGCAAUUCAGCAAUUGUAUCUCAUCAUAACUUACUGGUUUUUAUUUUUCCCCUAUCUUCUCAUAUUUGGUGUCUGUAAAGACAAAGACUAUUUCUUGGUAGAUAGUAAUGUAGGUAUCAUUACUGCGUGAAAUUAUUUGUUCUCG